UCUGUAUAUGGAGUCAGGUGCUUUUAACAGUCCGAGCUAUCCUGAUGUAUACCCACCUAAUGUGGAGUGUGUAUGGACCAUCACCAGUUCCCCUGGGAACCGUCUACAACUGUCCUUCAUAAUGUUUCAGUUGCAACAAAGUUCAGACUGCAGUAGUGACUACCUAGAGGUUCGUGAAGGACAUUCCACUGGUACUCUGGUUGGUCGUUUCUGUGGUGAUUCCCUUCCUUCCAACUACACCUCUAUAAUGGGCCACAUUCUUUGGAUCAAGUUUGUCUCCGACUCCUCAGUCAGCGGAGCUGGAUUUAGAGCAGUAUUCUCUCACUUGUAUGGAAAUGACAUCACGGGCAGCUCGGGACAGAUAGCCUCCCCGCUUUACCCACGCACCUACCCAAACAAUGCAGACUACCGCUGGACUGUCACAGUGGACUCAGAUUCCCACAUCCAGAUUCAAUUCCUGGACAUCGACAUAGAGGACCUAUUCAGUUGUUAUUAUGACAAGCUCAAGAUAUAUGAUGGUCCCAGCACCAGUGCUUUACUUAUGGGUGAGUUCUGCGGCCUGACUCUGCCCAACCCAGUAAGAAGUUCAGGCAGCACUAUAACGCUUGAAUUUAAAUCUGACAAUGUGAUUGGAGGAAAAGGCUUCCUGGUUGAGUGGACUGCUGUUCAGGGCUCCGGUCCUUUGCCAACUAUACAGCCAGGAGCAUGUGGAGGAACAUUGAUGACAGGAGACAAUCCCCAGUUCUUAUUCUCUCCUGGUUGGCCCGAGCUGUAUCAGCAUAACCUUGACUGUUCAUGGGUGAUCCGGUCUCCAAAUUCGAUCGUUGAGUUUAAUCUGCUUUCUCUGGACAUGGAAGAUGAGGUUUCGUGUCUCCAUGACAGUCUAUCCAUCAGGGAUGGUGACACCAACUUGUCUCCACUGAUUGCAAAGGUUUGUGGGCGGGAGCUGCCUGGCUCUCUGCACUCUAAUG
Messenger RNA from Sinocyclocheilus grahami, 971 nucleotides. RefSeq names its product cubilin-like. Lineage: Eukaryota; Metazoa; Chordata; Actinopteri; Cypriniformes; Cyprinidae. The record is from RefSeq and is a predicted model, not a curated record. The annotation marks the transcript as partial. The transcript is spliced from 6 exons.